AUGAAUCAAGGCAAAAAACUAUCGAUAUCAGAGCCAUUUGAACUAUUACAUCACAUCCAUAUAACUGUUAACGCAAAAGGAACGUAUCUUAAUGUUCCACGCUCUAUGAUUGAGCACAUUCCAAGUGGUUUUUCCGGAGAGGCUAUUGAUGAUAAUACAAUAGAUCCACAAAUGCUUCCAGAAAUAUCAUGUAAAACAAAACUCAAAAUUUCCAAGCCCACAGAUGUCGAGCACAAAAUUCAUGUCUCAUUAGACAGUGAAAAUGGUCUAAUUGGCUUACCACCAGAAUAUGAGUGCUUACUGAAAAAUAGUGGAUUAACUAAAGAUGAUGUAAUUUCUAAUCCUGAGAGUACAGUUGACGUUCUUAAUUUCUUUAAUAGUGAACCGGCACAAAUCGAUGAAUACGAACCUGAUACAAAGUCAGCAGAUGUACUACCCCCACUUGAAGAAGUAAUAAAAUAUCAAGAUCCUCGUCCACUUCUACAAAACAUGCAAGUAAUUGAUGAAGGUAGUACAUGCAUUAUUUAUACAGCUAUUUAUAAUGGAAUAGAAGUUGCAGUGAAAGAAAUGCAUUUAAAUGAAAAGAAAGAAAAAUAUUUACUUGACGAAACAAGAUUAAU
Trichomonas vaginalis G3 is the source of this 620-nucleotide messenger RNA. RefSeq names its product Rac GTPase binding. The annotation marks the transcript as partial. The transcript has a single exon. The record is from RefSeq and is a predicted model, not a curated record. Lineage: Eukaryota; Parabasalia; Trichomonadida; Trichomonadidae.